Lacerta agilis (Sand lizard) is the source of this 1412-nucleotide messenger RNA. RefSeq names its product synaptogyrin 2 (gene SYNGR2). The coding region runs from base 61 to 756 and encodes 231 amino acids. The transcript has 4 exons. Lineage: Eukaryota; Metazoa; Chordata; Lepidosauria; Squamata; Lacertidae. The record is from RefSeq and is a predicted model, not a curated record. Gene Ontology annotation, cellular component: neuromuscular junction; synaptic vesicle membrane.
CGAGGCGGGCACCGCGAGUUCCGGGCCGGGAGCGGGGCAACAGAGCGCUGCGCCUGAGUCAUGGAGAGCGGCGACGGCGGCGGCGGCGGUGCCUACGGAGCUGCCAAAGCGGGCGGCACGUUCGACCCGUGGCGCUUCUUGCAGCAGCCGCAGGUCAUCGCACGCAUUCUGAGUGCGAUUUUUGCACUCAUAGUUUUCUCCUGCAUCAUUGGUGAAGGCUACACCAACCAUUCUUCAUCCGACAAGCUGUUCUGCAUCUUCAACCACAGUGAGGAUGCUUGUCGUUACGGCAUUGGCAUCGGAGUUAUUGCCUUCCUGGCUUGUGUAUUCUUCUUGAUGGUGGAUAUCUACUUCCCACAGAUUAGCAAUGCCACUGAUCGCAAGUACCUCGUUAUGGCCGACCUGGGCUUUUCAGCUCUCUGGGCCUUUCUGUGGUUUAUUGGGUUCUGCGUGCUGACAAACCAGUGGGCAUCAACACCGCCCAAAGAUGUAUCGAUUGGAGCCGACUCUGCCCGUGCUUCAAUUGCCUUCAGCUUUUUCUCCAUCUUCUCAUGGGGGCUCCUGAUCACCUUUGCACUUCAGCGCUACCGCAUGGGGGUGCAAGAUUUUGACCACAGCUACAUUGACCCAGCUCCAGGUCCUGUGCCCCCCUACUCAAGCUACCCCAAUGUUGGUCAUGACAGCUACCAGCAGCCACCCUUCACUCCUCGCACCGGAGAGGACUCUGAAGGCUAUCAGCCUCCGCCUGUGUACUGAUUGCUACUAGCACUGUUUAAAGCAGCUCAUGGGGAAUAGCCACCUAAGUGCAAUUGAUUCACUUGCUUGGGUUGGGGAAAGGCAUCUACUGUGAAGAGUAAGAAUGCCACAGCUUAACUUUUGUGUGUGUGCGUGUAUUGGGUUCUGGGGUAUCCUUGCUGUUUUCUACCCUUGCAGAAAAUACUUCGCUCCCCCCUCAGGGGUGCGAGAGGCUUUCUUUCUGGCCUGUGUGUGACGUGCAAGGCAUAAUAGUUGCCAAAAAAAAAUAUGCAGAGGAUAUUCAGCUAACUCUAUAACAGGAGCUAGAGAUUCCAUCCAGCAGUAAGGGAAGCGCCCUGUUACGUUGCUUCCUACUGCAGUUAUUGUAGUGGGACCCUUGCUGCUGGCCAAAAUACUUUGUGCCUUUUUCUGCAGAUGCUGUUACAUCCUUGACUCAUACCAGCCACUGAGUGGGGUGCGGGGUUAGUUCCCAUGGCUCCUAUGGUGCUGCCUUUCUAGAUAGGAUAGUGCAGAUGCAGUGCUUUCCUUACGGCUUUUCACUUGCUGCUGGAUGGACCUGAUGCCAAAGCUUAGGCCUAAAGGCCCCCUCAUUUCUUUUCUUUUUAAAAAAAUAACAAUUUGUAUAUAAAGUGCUGGACUGAGCAAUGUUGAAUUUU